Molecule: messenger RNA, 1611 nt
Organism: Sclerotinia sclerotiorum 1980 UF-70
Lineage: Eukaryota; Fungi; Ascomycota; Leotiomycetes; Helotiales; Sclerotiniaceae
Exons: 4
Coding region: 1-1611 (536 amino acids)
Source: RefSeq, a predicted model, not a curated record
AUGUCGAAGAACCACACCAAUAUUCCACUGCAUUGCAGUAUUUGCCCAAAGAAUCCUCAAUUCUCCGAUGUAUCUCAUCUUCUUACCCAUACUUCUUCCAAAGCCCAUUUAUCCAAUUAUUUUAAGCUUAAAAUCAGAGCUGCGUCGGAAUUGACAGCGAAGGUUCAACUGGACAAUUUUGAGGAUUGGUAUGACAAUUAUGAUCUAGAACGAUUAUUGUCCGAAAGACUCGCUUCAAAAGAUCAAAAGAAAGCUGCCAAGGACAGGAAGGUCAGGAAUAGCAAAACAAUGCCUGGGCCAGCAAAGGUCAAGAAAGAAAACGAAAAUAUUCAUGACAAUGAGGCCAAUUUGGCACCCAUGUUUCGAGCUCCUGUUCCAAGAAUGCAUCUUUGGCCAACUACAACAAACACCAAUAUGAGUAACAAUACGUCUACAUCUAACUCUGAUAUGGGAAGCGAGUGGGAUCACAGUGCUGUAUAUGCAACGCCCACUUCUAGACGUCAGAUCCCAGGUUAUACGCUUCAGAAGACACCUUCGGCAGUAGAAACGGCAUCAGUUUCUACCAAUCUUAUCACGCCAUUGAAGGAGGAAGGCGCAGAUGCCGAAAUUCUCGAGAAACUUUCAGACAGUGCGAAGUUAAAGGGUGUGUUCUGGCCUGGCAUGGAUCUCUUCGAUUCUGCCACAGCUGAAAUGAAACGAAUGAGAAACCAGAGAAAGGAUGGCUCAAUCCUUGAAUUGAUGAUGGCCGCUUCUGCAGAGGUCCAACCCACUGAAAUCUCCUACCACCCAGAUGGAGCAUUCCGGACUUCCAGAAAUAUUUUUGGUCCUCUUUCGACAGAGACUAGCCCUAAACGCAGAACUCGCAAAGCGGCCUUGACAGAUGUCAGUGUCAAUGUCCCCCGUUUAAGAGCUGGUCGACCGCCAAGGGACUCGGUUAGGAGCCCAGAGAAGCGACAAAUACCCGCUAGAAUGCGUCAGCCUGCUGGUCAACUUGCCUUACAGCCAACGCCAACUCUCAACCCGUUGGCAUUUGGCGCCCGAUUCACUCCGAGUAAUGAGGAAGAUGAAGAGUUCAGAAUGACCAUGGAAGAGAUGGGAGCUAAGAAGCGUUCUUUUAGCGUUUUUCAAGAUGCUCCUGAGAUUAGCCCAGGUCGCACAGAGAGUCCAUUGGAAGAUCACAGGUUCGACUUUUCGGAUGGCGCCUCGAAUAGCUUCACUAAUACGAACAUCGACGACCAUGUUUCUCCCACACCGGUUGUUAAACCUACUGCGAUGCGUAUGUUCUCCAAGGACAAUGGUCAAUCCGACGUCCAGGGCCGUCGAACCGUCUCAACCCCUCACCAUGGCUUCCCAGCUCAGAUGUUUUUUGAGAAUGCAUCAAUGUAUAACCCGCUUUACAGCCACCACCCGCGAUCUUUCUCAUUUGGGGGUGACCAUUCUGAUCUCUCCCAAAUUAGCCAGGAGCACAAGCCAAUGAAUGGUUUUGUUCAAGGUUUUCAUGGCAACUUCAACUCGGUCAGCCACGACUCGCGUCUACCUAGCAAUCAUUUACAUCUUUCAGGUUCCAUUACCCAUAGUGCGAAUGUCAACAUGCCACAUUUUGGUAUGUGA